GACCAAAAUCAAACACCUUAGAAUGUGUGAGAACUCAAUAAGCCAUCUGGAGAACAAGUAGGUGAAAGGGAUACUCUCCUAAUGGCCUCUGUGAAUAUCUUGGUUGCUUUUGCCAUUUUUGUAGUUGCUUUUCCUUCAACUUCGGCAACAGAGUUUGUCGUCGGGGAUGCCCUAGGAUGGAGAUUGGGCGUGGAUUACAGAGCAUGGGCUUCUGGGAAAACGUUCGUCGUCGGCGAUACACUCGUUUUCAAUUACACAGGAACUCACAGUGUGGUGAUCGUGAAUGAAAUAAACUACCAGCAAUGUACGGUGCCAACCGGGGCCGCACCUCUGACUUCCGGCGACGACGUAAUCACGCUGGCCACUUCAGGGAGCCAGUGGUACAUAUGUGGCAUUCCCUUGCACUGCCCAUCAGGAAUGAAGCUAGCCAUCACUGUUUCACCAGCUGGAUCAGCGAUUCCAGUCGGAUCACCUUCAUCCACCUCUGGUGCUGGAUCUCCUCCUCCUCCUCCUCCCCCGGCAGGCACCACUGCACCUCCUCCAUCGGCAGCUGCUGGGAUGGCUUUCUCCCGGUGCCAUGCUUGGUUUGUUGGAGCUCUCAGCAUCCUCAUGAUGAUCAUGGCUUAAUGUUGGAGCGCCAUUUCUAAAAAGAAUCAGAGUGUUUGUUUUCCUCAUAUAAUGGUGCGGUUUAUUCAAUGUGGUUCGAAAAGUUUUCAAUUCAUUCAUCACCAUUCACUUCUUUUUUCUCGAUCUUCUUAACUGUUUUUCCACAGAAAAUAAAGCUUGUAUUGUUUGGUUUGGUAA
Rhododendron vialii is the source of this 804-nucleotide messenger RNA. Its product is annotated as blue copper protein 1b-like. Gene Ontology annotation, molecular function: electron transfer activity. The coding region runs from base 82 to 627 and encodes 181 amino acids. Gene Ontology annotation, cellular component: plasma membrane. The transcript has 2 exons. The record is from RefSeq and is a predicted model, not a curated record. Lineage: Eukaryota; Viridiplantae; Streptophyta; Magnoliopsida; Ericales; Ericaceae.